CAUAGAACAUGUUUUCUGUGCUACGAUGUCAGAGGGAAUCGAAUUUGAGGGCAAUGUAAUUGGAACAAACACAAAGACCGAUUUCCCAACAUAUGCCAAUGAAGAUGACGACAAGCCAAAACCAGAUGGAGUCAUUGGGCAUCAAUACUUCACAGAAAAAGACAAACUACAGACUAGCUACAACAACCUGACUGAAGAGAGAGACCAGCUACAGAUUAAAUACAAAACCCUGACUGAAGAGAGAGACCAGCUACAGAGUGAGAAAGACAGCUUUUUACCUGUGUUUGGCAACAGCAACUAUUACGUCUUCAUGGAACAAAAUAACUGGGAAUAUGCAAAGCAGUACUGUCUGAAGAGAGGGGCACAGCUAGUCAUCAUAAACAACCAAGAGGAACAGAAAUUCCUAAUUUCAUUAAACAUACGUACUUGGAUCGGUCUGUCUGACAUAGAGACUGAGGGGACCUGGAGAUGGGUGGAUGGCACACCUCUGACUACAGCGUACUGGGGAGAAAAAGAGCCUAAUAAUGCUGGUGGAGGGAAAGACUGUGCCGAGAUUUAUCAUUGCAUUACUGAUCCUGUAAACAAAUGGAAUGACAAUUCAUGUACCUCUCAACUUAACUGGAUUUGUGAACAAACCAUUGAUUAACAAUACCUUCUUAUCUACAGUACAAUCAGAAUGCAUUAAGGCUGUACACAAACAAUAAACAA
Esox lucius (northern pike) is the source of this 708-nucleotide messenger RNA. Its product is annotated as CD209 antigen-like. The record is from RefSeq and is a predicted model, not a curated record. Gene Ontology annotation, cellular component: external side of plasma membrane. Gene Ontology annotation, molecular function: carbohydrate binding. The coding region runs from base 26 to 646 and encodes 206 amino acids. The transcript is spliced from 5 exons. Lineage: Eukaryota; Metazoa; Chordata; Actinopteri; Esociformes; Esocidae. Gene Ontology annotation, biological process: biological process involved in interspecies interaction between organisms.